AUGUCAACCGAGGUUAAAAGACAAUAAAAUUUUUCUCGUGCUUAAUCCACGAAUAUUAACAAGGCUGCUGAGUUAUGGAUAGUUGAUACUUUAGCAAUGGAUAUCAGAUUUAAAACAAUGGAGGAAGUUGGAAUUAGCAGACAUCAAUUGAUGGGUAGAGGAUUAAGAAAGGACACAAUUGAUCGUCUCUAUAAAGGGUUGUAUGUUUAUUCUAAGGGAUUCAAUGAACUUCUAAAUUAAUGCAUUGGGGAUGACAUUUUAAUAGUAAAAGGGUUGAUUUGGAAAGUGUUCUUAAUUUUAUUAGAGAGAUACAAUAGUUCUGAUUAUUAGAUGAUGAUGCAGCAAUUGAUGGAAUAGCAUUUUAAAGAAGUGAAGUAGGUGAUAAAGGAUAAUGAGACAAUAGGGGUUUAGAAUUAGGAAUUGUAAAAUAAGUUGUAAGAAGAGUAAGAGAAACAGGAGGAACAAAUUUUAAAUCAUAAUAAAAUUGAAUAAAACUUGAAAUAUUAGCUAGAUAUUUUGAAUAACAGAUACUUAUUGGCAGAUGAUGCCGCUGAAAGGGAGUUAGAGAAAAGAUUUCGACUUGAAAACAAAACAGGAUAAAUAAGAUAGCAAUUUAGUGAAUUGGUAUGUAAAUAGUAGUUACUAUUGGAUGAAUUGCAAUAUCUGAACAAAUAAUUAUAAUAAAAGAAAAAUUAGAAUGAUGACUUGUUGGAGGAGAGAUAAAAUUUCUUGAAAAAGUUGGAAAAGUUGAAUGAGGAGAACAAUUCAUUAAAAAUUAAGAUUAUUGAUUAUACAUCCACUAUAUCAUUAAAAAAUGAGUUGUUGAGGAAUUCAGAUGAAUUGAUAACUAAAUUAUAAAAUCAAAUUAUAAAGUAAUAACAUUAGGCUACAACCUUUGUUACCAAUCCCUUUUUGUAAUUAAGGUAAAAAGAUGACGAAUUGCAAUAAUUGGAGGAAGAAAAAUUGAAGUAGGAGAAUCAAGAACUUAGAAAUAGAAUAAUGGUUUAUUAAUAAUAGAUAGAUAUUUAUAUUCAAUAAAAGUCAUAGGAUCUAUUGAAUUAGAUUAGAUUGCUUGAUGACAGUCUGAGUAAGUAUAAGCAAUCUAAUCAAGAAUUGCAGGAUAAGUACUUCAAUAAGAAACAAAAAUUGAGUAAUCUUAAACAUAAAUAUAACUCCUUAUUAGUAACCCAAGAGAUUACAAAGGGGAAUUUAGACAUUAAUUUUAAGAAGAUUGAAAAUCUAGAGAAUGCCAACAGUUUCUAAAUUGUUAACAAUUCCACUUUAAGUCAAUAUGUAGAACGAUUGACAAAUUGUAUUAAAAAGAUGGAAUAAAAUGAGAAAAUCUUAAAUGAGAGAAUUCAUUCCUAAUUUCAAACCAUACAGGCCUUGUCAUAAUAGGUCGACGUGACUUCAAGAUAGAAUUAAUAAAAAAUAGAUAAUCUAAAUCAAUUAUUGCUACAGAAAUCAAUUUAAAAUGAUGAGUUAUAAUUAUUAUAUAAGGACUUGAAGUAAUCACAUUAAGUGAUGUAAGAACAAUAUUAGAAGGAGGUCUUGUCACUUUAAGUGUAGAAUGAAGAGUAAAAAUAAAAAUUAUAAGCUUAAGAAAUUGCCUAUUAUAAAUUAGAAUAGAAUGAAAUAUAAAUGAAAUUUGAACUAGAGAAUUAAACAAAAUAGUAUUAGGAAUAUAUACAAAAAAAGGAGGAAUAAGUUAAAUUGAUAAAUGAUUAAGCCAGUAAAAUAAGAAAACUAGAGAAAGACAAUGCGAGAAUUGCUUAAGAAUUGAAUUGGGUAACCAACUAAAACUAAGGUUUCUCUGAUAAAAUUAAAAAAUAAUAGUUAAUAAUUAAAGAUCUUCAAAAGGAUUUAGAUUAAGUAAAGAUUGAUUACUCAUAAGCUCAAAGGGAAUUUGAGGAUAUGAAAUUUGAUUAUGAUGAAUAGAUAAUCUUCUAUUAAUAGAAUAUUCAGAGUUUGGUUAAAUAAAGAAAAGAAUUUGAGGAAGACUUAGUAAUUAAACAUUAAACUAUAUCAAAAUAAGCCUAGAUUAUGGCUGAUCAAGAUGAAAAAUUAAAAAGAUAAGAAUUGAAUUUGAUGAAUAAAGAUUCGGAUAUAAAAUUGAUUGAAGAGAAGUUAAUGUUGGAAUCUCAGAAAUUUAAUAACUUGAUGAUUUAAAAAGAGGAAUAAAGUGAUUAACCUGAUAAAUCUACAAUAAUCAGUUAGAAUAUUUAAGAUAUUAUUUAAAAAAAGUUGAUUUAAAAGAUAAAAUAGAAGAGAUAACAAGGCAAUUCAAAUUUAAUCACAAUAAUUGAUUCAAUGGAAAAUGACAAUAGCAUACAGGAAAUAAUUGAGCAUUAGUUAUAAAACGACAGCACUCUAGAGAAUUUAUUGAAUUCCAUAGUAGAGGGUCCAAAAUUUUAGACAUCUUCUACAUAACAAUUACAAAAUAAUACUAAUAAUAAUAAUGGAUUUUAGAAAUAAUCCAAUUACUAAUAGAAAUCUUAGAAUAUUCUCCAAACAUAAAAUUAAACAAAACCAAAAUCAAAUUAAAUUGGUAAUAAGCCAAUAAAACCUAUACCUCAAUUCAAAUAAUAACAAACUAUUGAAAUCUUGCCACAAAUUUUAAACAAAAGUAAUGACAUUAUUUCAAAUCAAUCAUCACGAAAUAAGACAAUUAAAUAAUCUCAAAAGAGACCAAGUAAAAGUAUGUAAAGGUCAGAAACUACUUAAAAUUAUAAAUCUCUACAGUAAAAUCAACAAAACCCAAUCAUAUUAAUCAGAUAGUAAUUUAAUCUAAUAAUAAAACUAAUCAAAAAAUUAGAAUUUGUCCUUUCCAAGUAAAUGUAGAUACAUCAUUUUAAGAAACUGCACAAUUCCCAACUUAAUUUAUGUAAUAAACAUAUUAAGGAGGGGAACAUAUAAAUUUUAAUACAAUUUCAGAGAAAGAAUUAUAUGGGGAUGGAGAGAAUUAGGAAUAAAGAAGAUAAUCAUAAUCAAGAGCAAGAAAACCAUCUAUAACUAAAUCAAAAUAGUUCACUUAGCUUUAUAAAGUGGCAGCUGAUUAUUAUACUCAAUGUCAAUGAUUAGUUAUACAAACAAUCAUAUAAUUUAGUAUUAUAUUUACUUAAUGAUUGCUAAAUUUUGUAAAUACGUCAUAAUUAAAUAUAUAUCCAGAUGCAAAUUUCUAAAAAAGCACAUUCAUCUCUGAAUCUUGCCAAAAACGACCUAUUAGAGACUCCAGACAAAAAACCAACAACUCAUCAUGUUAAUAGAUCGAACAAACAAGAUGAAAGUGCAUUAAAAGAUCCAAUUGAAGUAGACGUGUUGACUUACAACCAUCCUCCAAAUCUCUCAAAGUUAAUUCCUAUUUCAAAUAUUUUUGGUGCAUAUAAAAGAGUUAAGAAUGUAAUAACUAGAACUCCAACUCAAAAAUCAAUGAAGUUAUCAGAAUAGUUUGGAGCAAAUGUAUAUAUAAAACGAGAAGAUCUGCAAAUUGUUAGAAGUUAUAAGUUAAGAGGAGCCUACAAUAAAAUAAUAUCUAUACCAGAGAGUGAGAGACACCGAACAGUAUUUUGUUCUAGUGCCGGAAAUCAUGCUUAAGGUGUGGCUUAUGUUUGUAAUCUAUUGAAAAUCAAUUGUAUUAUUUACAUGCCUACAAAUACACCGAGCAUAAAGUUUAAUGCUGUCAAAUCAUGGGGCAAACAAUAUGUCUAGAUUGAGUUGGUUGGAGAUACAUUUGACGAGAGUUUUAGAGCAAGUAGGGAUAGAUGUAAUACUGAAAACGGAAUUUAUGUGCAUGCUUUUGAUGAUGAGAAAAUUAUAGAGGGUUAAGGGACCAUAGCAGUUGAGAUCCUGGAGGAUAUUCCUGAGAGUAAAAUUGACUUUGUUUUCUUUCCUGUUGGUGGUGGAGGAUGUGGAGCUGGGAUUUCAUCUUAUUUCAAACAAAUCAAUCCUGAUACAAUUUUGAUAGGUGUUGAACCAGAAGGUUCACCUUCAAUGUAUGAGGCAAUUAAACAAUAAAAGGUUGUUGAAUUGGAAACAAUCAAUACAUUUGUUGAUGGUGCUGCUAUUAAAAAAUCAGGCGCGAAACCAUUUGAAAUUUUGAACUCAGUCUUAAAAGAUAUUGUCUUAAUUCCAGAAGGGCAUGUUUGUACAACUAUGAUGAAGUUAUUUAAUGAAGAAGGAAUUCUUGUUGAACCUGCUGGUGCUUUAGCAAUAUCUGCCUUGGAUAGAUUCAAGGAUGAGAUCAGAGGAAAAACUGUGGUUUGUUUGAUUUCUGGAAGUAAUAAUGAUUUAGGCAGAAUGACAGAUAUUAGAAUGCUCUCAGAAAUUCAAUAGGGGUUGUAAUAUUACAUGUUUGUGAAUUUCUUUUAAAAGCCUGGAGCAUUAAAGCAGUUUAUUAUAUAAUGUUUGGGACCAACAGACGAAAUCACCAAUUUAGAAUACACAAGAAAAAAUAAUAGAGAGAAGGGACCUGCAUUAGUGGGAGUCAAAGUAAAGAAGCCUUAAGAUUUUGAAGCAAUUAAAAAUAAAAUGGAAGAAUUAAAAAUUACACAUAGAAUUUUAUAACCAAAUCAAGAGAUUUUCAAAAUGUUAUUGUGA
Messenger RNA from Paramecium tetraurelia, 4596 nucleotides. RefSeq lists its product as uncharacterized. Gene Ontology annotation, biological process: L-threonine catabolic process. The record is from RefSeq and is a predicted model, not a curated record. Lineage: Eukaryota; Ciliophora; Oligohymenophorea; Peniculida; Parameciidae. Gene Ontology annotation, molecular function: threonine deaminase activity; pyridoxal phosphate binding. The transcript has 9 exons.